Fonsecaea pedrosoi CBS 271.37 is the source of this 2136-nucleotide messenger RNA. RefSeq lists its product as uncharacterized. The record is from RefSeq and is a predicted model, not a curated record. Lineage: Eukaryota; Fungi; Ascomycota; Eurotiomycetes; Chaetothyriales; Herpotrichiellaceae. Bases 1 to 2136 code for a protein of 711 amino acids. The transcript has a single exon.
AUGGAGUCUUCAACCCUCAGAUCCCCUCAGGAGGCUAAGCCAGUUCCCCCCUAUACCCUGCCUGAACGAAAAUGCCGGGCUCGACACAACCAACUUGUCCCUGGCACUCUCUGUUCAGUAUGCGAGGCACUGGAUGUGAAUGCCCUCCUCGCCCCAGCGACAGAGGAUGUCGCAGGAGAACUGCGUCCUGGAGUCCACCUCGGCACCCUCUCCCACCUCCGCGACUGUGCCAGCCACUGUCCCUUCUGCAGCCUGAUCGUCGAUCAAACCCCCCCAGUCAUCUCCCCCGAGGCGGUCAAGCCCGAGCACUUCGAGUACAAGGAGCACUCCCAUCGGGUCCCCGCGCCGAUUGACCACUGGAGAUACGGGACUGACACGCUUGGGCCCGACGACGUGAUCGUCAGCCUGAGAAGCUUCCGCGGCGACAUGGAACAUCUCCAGGACUUGCCCAUGAUGGCCUGGAAAGACUACCUCGACGAGCCUACCGCCACGUGGCUCGAGAUUCUCGUUCACAGCGGUGGACAGGCCUUCGGAAACCCCGACGAGGGCAUGGCGAUUACGUGCCAAAAGCGCCUUGUUCCGUGUUUGGGAGACCGGGUGCGAGCACCGCUGGGGGGACGAACCGUUGCUCCGCAAGUCGAGUACUCUGAGUUGAGGUCCUGGCUCGAUUCGUGCUUGCAGAACCAUGAAGAGUGCUUGUUGCGCGAGUUCAAGUCCAGCGCAGCUCCAGAGAAGCAUUUCUGGUUGAUCGACACCGUUGAGAGGAAAAUUGUCCUCGCCGAUCAGAAUGCAGAGUAUGCAACCCUCAGCUACGUUUGGGGCGAUGCUCAACCCAAGUAUAUAUCCUUGAAAGAGAUUGCCCCGUCAAACGGGGGAAACCAGAAGCCCGGUGCAGAUCUCCCUCGGGACCUCCCCUCGACCAUCUCAGACGCGAUCGAAUUCUGCUGCGGGCUAGGUAUUCCCUUCCUGUGGGUUGACUCUCUCUGUAUCGACCAGGACGAUCAAGACAUGAAAGAUUUCCUCAUCGACAGGAUGCACACGAUCUACAUGAACGCCAAAGUCACCAUCAUCGCCGCGGCCGGGGACGACGCGAAUGCUGGACUCCCCGGUGUCCGCCCUGGAACCCGUACGGACGACCGACCAACUGUGCGCCUCCAGGGCAUAGAGUUUACAACAAACCACCUCCCUGCAAAGCAGUUGAUCACACGGUCAGCCUGGUGGACUCGGGCGUGGACGUUCCAGGAAGGCUGGCUGUCGCCGCGAUGCUUCAUCUUCACGGCCGAAGAGGUGCUCUUCUGCUGCACGCGCUGGACUAGUCGUGAGUCGCUGCGCUCGUGCCGUCCUCACAUCCGCAACGGGCUGGCCACGCGGGUUUUCCAGACCCACGAGCUCGGCUUCCCCGCCGGAGUCGGCCAGAUUCUCGAGGAGCCGCGGAUCUCGAGCCUCUUCAACAACGUCAUGCGGCUGUACCAUCGCCGCCGCCUCAGUCUGGAGAGCGACAAGAUCCGCGCCGUCCAGGGCUGCAUCAACACCAUCGCCGAGAGCCACGGCAUCUCCGGCUGGCACGGCAUGCCCAUGCAAUGGGGCUGUAUCGCGGGCGCCCUCAUGUGGCGACACUUGCAGCUGGCGAAGCGCACGAACCUCGCGUUUCCCAGUUACUCCUGGGCCAGCUGGGACGCCGAGCCCGUCUACUUCCGCGAAUUCGACGUCUUCCAAGCCGACUUUGCGCGGAUCGAGGAGCUCGAACCCAUACCCGGCCUCCCCCCUACAUUCUCACCCGGGGCUGGCGGCUGCCCACCACUCUCCUUCACGGGAGAGGUUGCGUUAUUGCACAUCAAACCCAGCAGCGGAGAUGCAUGGUCUCUCGACGAACAACGACAUGUCGAAUCAGCCCCGGGGCUCUUUGCCGAUUGUUAUCCCGCCGAAGCGGCGUCAGGCGGAAAGCUCCAGUCCUCCGGACCACGCGAGUUUCUCGGCAUCGCCAGGGGUUUCCACCGCCUCAGCAACCAGGUCCUGGUCAUGACGAUGAUGAUCAAGCGCAAGGAAGGGUAUGUGGUUCGAAGCACGGUGCUCUGCGUGACGGACCGGGUGUGGAGCACGGCAGACCGUUGGCGCGAGACGCUGGUCUUGCUCUGA